This is a messenger RNA of Chrysemys picta bellii (western painted turtle), 2759 nucleotides long. It is a transcript of the gene ANKRD13D, whose product is annotated as ankyrin repeat domain 13D. Gene Ontology annotation, molecular function: protein binding. Gene Ontology annotation, cellular component: cytoplasm. Lineage: Eukaryota; Metazoa; Chordata; Testudines; Emydidae. The record is from RefSeq and is a predicted model, not a curated record.
CACCGCCCCCGGCCGCUGCAGCGAUUCCGGGCCAGGCCCCGCAGCCCGGAGCCACCAGCGCCGCGCAGGGCAGCCGCAGCCUCGGCCGGGCCGGGCCGGGGACAUGGUGACGGGAUGGCCCAGGCCGGAGACGCCUUCCCGCUGCACCUGCUGGCCUGGCACAACCGGCACCAGGCGCUGGAGAGCGAGCUGCGCACGGGGCAGCACGAUAUCGAGUUGAUCGACCCACGGGGCCGCACGCCUCUGGAGCUGGCUGUGUCACUGGGCAACCUCGAGUCGGCCCGGGUGCUGCUGCGGCACAACGCCAACGUGGGCAGGGAGAAUGCCAAUGGCUGGACAGUCCUCCAGGAGGCCGUCAGCACCGGGGACCCUGAGAUGGUGCAGCUGGUGCUCCAGUACCGCGACUACCAGCGUGCCACCAACCGCCUGGCUGGCAUCCCCGAGCUGCUCAACAAACUGCGCAAGGCCCCUGAUUUCUACGUGGAGAUGAAGUGGGAAUUCACCAGCUGGGUGCCCCUGGUCUCCAAGGUGUGCCCGAGUGAUGUGUACCGGGUGUGGAAGCGCGGCGAGAGCCUGCGGGUCGACACCACCCUGCUGGGCUUCGAGCACAUGACCUGGCAGCGUGGGCGGCGCAGCUAUAUCUUCAAGGGGGAAGAGGAGGGUGCCGUGGUGAUGGAGGUGGAUCACGACAAGCAGGUGGUCUACACGGAGACGCUGUCGCUUGCCCUGCACGAGCCGGAGCUGAUGCUGGCUGCCAUGCAGCCCACCGAGGAGCACGUGGCCAGCCGGCUGACCUCGCCCGUUGUCUCCACUCACCUCGACACCAAGAACAUCGCCUUCGAGCGGAACAAGUCUGGGAUCUGGGGCUGGCGCUCGGAGAAGAUGGAAGUGAUCAGUGGCUAUGAAGCCAAGGUUUACAGUGCCAGCAAUGUGGAGCUCAUCACUAAAACAAGAACUGAGCACCUAUCGGACCAGGACAAGUCCCGCACCAAAGGCUCCAAGACACCCUUCCAGUCCUUCCUGGGGAUCGCCCAGCAGCAUGCCUCCCACAAUGGGGCCCCCGUGCUGCAGUCCGCCACUCUCACCAACCCCACGGCCAUCACCCCCGAGGAGUACUUUGACCCCAGCUUCAACCUGGAGGCCCGCAACAUUGGCCGCCCUAUUGAGAUGUCCAACAAGGUGCAGAGGUUCAAGGCCACGCUGUGGCUGUGCGAGGAUCACCCCCUGUCGCUGGUGGAGCAGGUGACGCCCAUCAUCGACCUCAUGGCCAUCAGCAACGCCCACUUCGCCAAGCUGCGUGAUUUCAUCACCCUCAAGCUGCCGUCCGGCUUCCCCGUCAAAAUUGUAUUCCCGUUCCCCUGCGAGGUGGACCCAGUGGUGUUCGAGGUGCCCCAGGGCUACGCUAUGCUGGGUGCUGGCCGCAAUGAGCCCAUGCGGGACGAGGAUGACGACCUGCUGCAGUUUGCCAUCCAGCAGAGCUUGCUCGACGCUGGCACCGAGACCGACCAGGUCACUAUCUGGGAGGCGCUAACCAACACGCGUCCAGGCUCCAACCCCCCUUCCUAUGACGAAGAGUUGCAGCUGGAGCGCGCCAUCCAGGAGAGCAUGUUCCUGCAGUCGGGGCAAGGCAUGGCUGCGACUGAGUCUGGUGGCGGAGGCAACGGCGACAACAGCAUCGUCCCUCCUGAUGACAGCCCGGCCCCCAGCACCAAUGGCUCCUCCUCCUCGGCCCUGCCUCCCCCGGCCUACCCCAGCUUCGACGAGCAGCUGCGCCUGGCAAUGGAGCUGUCGUCGCGGGAGCAGGAGGAGCAGGAGCGCCGGCGGCGUGAGGAGGAUGAGGAGCUGCAGCGCAUCCUCCAGCUGUCUCUGACGGAGAAGUAAUGCCCAGCCUACCAGCCGGGGGCCCUGAACCCAGCCUCCCCCAAGACUCCCAGGGGCUCCCCAGUGCCCUGGCUUUGCUGUUGUAUUUUUAACCUUGAGGGGUUACCCGUCCCAUUCCCCACCCCCUGUCUUGCAGGGGGCAGGACUGGACUUGACGAGACACCCUCUGCCUUUCCCAGGGCUCUCAGUUCCGCUGCCUCUUGGGUCUUAUUUAAUUUAACUUUUUUUUUUUUAAUGGGUUAUUCUAUUCCCCCUGCCUGGUGGAGGAAAGUUUUGUAUGGCUAGCAGGAAACAGAAGAAUGAGGGAACGGAGGAGAGGAGCAGCAACAGAGUGGCAGAGGCUAAGGAGAACCCGCUGCUGUAGAGAAAGCAGUUUCCAACUGGACUCUUAAUUCAUGUUGGUGGAGGUAGUGAGAUUCUGAAACUGGGCAUAAAAUAUAUAAUACACAAACACACAUGCUGACUGUGUCCUGUCAGCCCAUGUGGGCAAUAGGGGUGAGGGCAAUGAAGGGGGUGGGGCUAGAGGUGAUGGGGCAGGGCCAGAAACCUGAUGACUAGGGUGGUGAUGCUACAUUGGUGGGAGCAGUGGAAUGUGGCACUCAAAUAGAAGCAGGGCCAAUAAUUUUCAGUCCUAUGUUUCGCCUCCCGAACCCCCUGUGCGUAGCUGCCAUGUCCUCUCCUGCCUGUUUAAUUUAUUUUAUUUAUAUCUCUGCAGCUCUAGAAUGGGGAGGGUGAAAGGUGGGUUUUGGUUUUUUAACUCAACUCCAAAGGUUGGAAAGGGAUCAGCUGCAUGGAGCAGCUCCUCCUGGCACCCGCAGGGGCCAGGUGCGAGCCUCUGUGCAGCAGGAACCAUGAAAUAAAAAGGAGAAACCAACCAA